GAAUCGCAAUAAUCUUUUUCGACAAAUCCGAACAGGAAAUGACUAUUCUGGCGGCAAGAGCACGCGUUAGCCUUUGUUCUACCGUGUUCAUUAGCUGUUUUCACCUAUUAAACUAAAUGUAUAGAAUUGAGGGCCACCUAACAUUCACAACUGAUAAUUACAUUUUAUUUCUAUGCUUCUAGUAAAAACAAUUUGUUGAAAUUUUUAACCGUGUUGGUUUGCUAUUGCAACCCAGCCAGUAGCGCCUCGCCUUAGCAUACGUUAUCCUUUGCUGGCGUUUGCUACACAGUAUUGGCGAUGUAUCAUGAGAUUGCUGGCUAAAGACUGUGGGAGACGAAAGAAAUUAACAAAACUACGAAUUUUACAUAAUAAAUUUAUUCAAUCUUGGGACCAAUAUUUUAUAUCAUUUAUGUGAAUGAUUUCCCUAAUUUUAAUGAUGAUAAUACCUCGCUUAUUUCCUGGCUUGCUAUGCUGAUGAUACCGCGAUAGUUUCGAAGUCUAGGAAUCUAAAUCGUGUACUGGAAUGCAUUCAAGAAAAAAUCCCUAUCAUAGAGCGCUGGUGUAGCAACUGGAAAAUUAGGAUCCAACCUGAGAAGUCAAAAAUUCUCCUAAUCAGAAAAUUCCGCAAAAGGGGCGCAAUUAAGAAAGAACCAGAGCUCUUCGGAACCCAGGUUCCUAGAGUCAGUGCUGCCAAUUAUUUAGGCGUCGCCCUAAAUAAGGACUUCACCUGGUCCAACCACAUGAUUAAAGUGUGUGGAAAGGCACGUUAGGCAUGUCUCAUUAGUCAUGUGGUACGUUAGUAAUAUCAUGGUUGUCAGGCUUUUCCCCGCUGCUCAAAAGAAAAGAACUCGCUGAACUAAAUCUGAAAAUGAGACUUUACCUCUCGAUCAUAAGACCUAUUGUUACGUAUGCUUUCCCCGCCUGGGCAAACGCUAGCGAAAAGGACAUUAAAAAACUUCUGGCUCUCCAAAUAAGACUGUAAAAGUCAUCACAAACGCUUCCUAUUUCAUUCGAAAUAGAAUUCAGAUCUGAAGAUUGAAUCUGUUAAAAAAUUCAUCAGUAAGAUAAAUGAAAAUUUCUUCAGCAGAUCUAUAAGAAAAAACCCUGCAAACUUCGCUGACAUCCUGGCCUGUGAGGUUCUGGAGGUGGAUAUACUUAUGCUGCUCAUUUGCUUCACUCAAACCCAUACAGCCACGAUAACCAGUGAUUACACAAAACUUCUGUGCACUGAUAGUUUUCUGUUGAAAAUUGUGGUUCUUCAAAAUUACGACUCUGAAAGACUCCAUCAUAUAAAACAGAAUUUUCUGUGUGUUUUAAAUGGUCUUUAUAUAUAGUUGUAAAUAAUCCCCACAUCUCAGGCUUCGUCGAAGAAACUCUCCCAAGCCUCCGGUAUACUUUCAGGAGGCAAAGUACUCCAAUUUUCUUCCCUGACAAAUUCACCUCAUCUAGGGCAUAUAUUUAAUUGCGGAUUUCACAAAGGUCAGGCCCUGAAACAGAAUCUCUAAAUUAUUGGCAAGAGCAGGGGAAAAUAUCUCCUGUUGUAUGCCAGUAUACCGACGAAUGUAUCAACUUUUUCAUCUUAUUAUUGGAUCCCUUUGGUUUCUCCCAGCAACAGAUUUUAUUAGCCGCAAAGUUUGUACCAGGUGGUAAGAAGCCUAUCGCCGAGCCUGAUAACAGUGGUGGUGUAUAGGGUGCUAUGCAUUUUGCAGACCAGUGGAAUUUUUGUGGAUCCUAAAUUCUUAAAAAUUUUGCCAUGCCUAAAUUUUGCUCCUUCACUAAAUUCUAAAAAUUUUGCCGCUCUCAAACUUUUCCUCUGGUAACGGUUCUGAUCGGGUAUAAAUUUGUAUAGGUUAGUUAUAUUAGUGUAGCUGAAUUGGUAUGUAAUAUAAUUAUUAGAAUUUGCGCGUUCUAAAAUAAUUUUCACACGCAUAAAAUAAUUUAUGGUCCGCUCAGUUUUCUACACCUAAAUAUGGAAAUGAGUUCAAAAUGUUUGGCAGACUGAAAAGUAAAAUAUGAUUAUAAAUUAAUUGAUUUCUUUUUCUGGAUAGAAUAACUGAUGUUGGUUACCAUGUUGAAAUUUAUCUGAUGCAUUUGGGUGCUAUGAAUAAAAUAUUUUUUAAAUUUAGAAUUAAAAAGUAAAUAAAUGAAAACAACCUUCCGAUUUAGAGGAGGGGGAGGGUUAACAAUAAAUAACAAUUAAUAAAUCAUCUUCGAAAUUUCAUGUUAUUCCGCAGGUCGACUGAAAAUGAUGGCUAGAAAUUUUAAUUGCUUAAUUUUUUAUCCUAGAUAUACACUUCCACUUCAGAAGUUUCUUUAAAUGGAUAAAAAGUUAAUAUACUUUUAAUGCUGCACGGCUAAGUAUGUUCUAUAGAAAUAAAAUCUAACUUUUUAUAUGAAUUCUGCUGAAAAAAGUUUCCAAUUAUCUUUCAAUAUAUUAAAAAUAAAAAAUUCCAUACCUUUUCACUAAGAAUUAGUAGAAAUAUGUUCGUCAAAUUUUUAAAUGAUGUUUACCCUAGACCGGGGGGAGGGAAUUCGGUCAGUAUUUUACUAUUCAGCUGUUAAGUAUUUGUUUUGGUUUAUGAAUUAUAAAAAAUAUGUAUUUGAGUUUCUGAUAUUUAUGAACAUUUUCUAUACUUUUUGGUGUUUUACGAAACACACUAAAAAGUAAUUUAUAUCGAAACAAAUGUAUGUAUGUAUUUUUCGAGUUUUGGAAAGGUGGGGAAUGAUCUUUCAGUGAUAAUGAAAGGUGUGUAUAUGGCAAAAAAUGUCAUCGACCACUGCCCUAGAUUAAUCGCCAAAACUUUUGCCAAAAAGUCGCCAAGAAGAAAACUUCGUUUUUGUACUUGUUCCAUAGAUAUGUUCUCAGACGUAUGUAAAAGAAAAGUGACUUACUGUAUGGAGUAUAGAAAAAGACUAAUAUAUCAGUAAUUGGAAAUGGGUCGCAAAAAAAGUAAAAGAGGUCGUCAUCGCUCUCAGCCAUAUCCAGCAGUGUUUCAGGUAUUACAGAAUGGCCACCAAUCCAGAUGUAAUGAAGCUGUUAUUGAAAACAAUCUGCCCGGUUCCAGUUACUGUAAGAGUACGGGUGAACUGAGACUGAAGAUCUCAAAGUGUACAGUGCAAUGUACAGAUAUUGCAAAAAGUGGUUUUUGUAUACAGAAUGAAUAUAAGUCAACUGAAGAAGGUAAGCGAUCUACAGAUGUUGGAACAAGUGACGUUUGCUUACACAAUGGAUGCAAGUCAGCUGGAGAAUGUAAACAGUCUUCCAAUCCUUUGAAACUUAAGAUACCCAAAUCUAUAAUUCAGCCAAAUGAAAUCAAAGUGCGAGGAUUACGUCGUACUUCAAGGCGCAUUAUUGUGCGUGUCCGGAAAGACUUUUAUUCAGAUAUGUCAACAAAAAAAAGAAAGAAAAAAUGUUCUUCUGAAACUAAAAAUGUGAGAGAUUCAUCUUUAAAGAACGAAGCUGUGGAAGCCUCUGCACUUAAUGAAAAGGAAAAACCACGACGUCGUGGAAGGCCUAAAAAAGUAUCUAGCGAUCUACAGCCUAACCAGCAUGAAAAGAAACCUUCUUCUUCAGGUACGUAGCAAAUUACCAAAAAGGAAA
Stegodyphus dumicola is the source of this 3601-nucleotide messenger RNA. RefSeq lists its product as uncharacterized. The record is from RefSeq and is a predicted model, not a curated record. NCBI's taxonomy places the organism in Eukaryota, Metazoa, Arthropoda, Arachnida, Araneae, Eresidae.